Messenger RNA from Acaulospora morrowiae, 889 nucleotides. NCBI's taxonomy places the organism in Eukaryota, Fungi, Glomeromycota, Glomeromycetes, Diversisporales, Acaulosporaceae. The record is from the annotation of a GenBank genome assembly.
UUUAGAUUCGCGAUUUGAAAUACCUAGUGUUAGUACGAUAAAAACAACAAUUUUUAACUCUUAUACUUGGACAACUAAACAACUUACGGAUCUUAUUUCAAAAACAUCAGAUACUAUUUCAUUAACUUUGGAUAUUUGGACAUCGCGAGCACAUGAUAGUUAUCUUGGAAUUACUUGUCAUUGGCUUACAGAUACUUUCGAGUUAUGUGAAACUAUACUUAAUAUUGGAGAACUUAAUGAGCAUUAUACAUUUGAUAUUGUCGAAUCUAUUAAUUUAACGUUGGAAAAAUUUAUUAUUGAUAAUAAGAAGGUUUUUUCAAUUACAACAGAUAAUGGUGCAAACGUUAAAGCAGCCAUACAACAAAUAGGUAUUACGAAUGUAAUGUGUACCGGUCAUACUCUUCAAUUGAGUAUAAAUUUAGGUCUAAAAAAUGUUCAAGAACUUCUUUCAAAAUGUAGAAUACUUAUUUCUAUAUUGUCAAGAGAAAAAAAAAGAAAACAACUUCGUGAAGCUCAACUACAAGUUACACCAGGACUUAAAGAACCAUUAGAUAUUAUCAAAGAUGUAGAUACACGGUGGAAUUCAACUUUUUAUGCGAUCGAACGAUUGGUACAUUUAAGAUCGGCAAUUAUGCAACUUCAUUCAACUCUUAACAAUCAUACUAUUCAAGAGGUUAGAAAAGAAGCCGAAACUUUUAAUUCUGCAAUGCUUACAUUGGAAGAAUUUGAAUUAUUAGAAGAACUCAUUGAAAUUCUUUCUCCUUUCGAUGAAGUAACACAUUUUUUAAGUGGCUCCAAAUAUCCAACACUUGGUUUUAUGACACCGAUUCUAGAAGAACUUGCACGUCGACUUAAAUUUUUUACUGGACAAAAAGAAAAAGCAAUUCUU